Messenger RNA from Lathyrus oleraceus (garden pea), 3927 nucleotides. Its product is annotated as LEAF RUST 10 DISEASE-RESISTANCE LOCUS RECEPTOR-LIKE PROTEIN KINASE-like 1.4. The transcript is spliced from 6 exons. Lineage: Eukaryota; Viridiplantae; Streptophyta; Magnoliopsida; Fabales; Fabaceae. Gene Ontology annotation, molecular function: polysaccharide binding; ATP binding; protein kinase activity. Gene Ontology annotation, biological process: protein phosphorylation. Bases 162 to 3719 code for a protein of 1185 amino acids. The record is from RefSeq and is a predicted model, not a curated record.
AACACGACUUGGUUAUUAUUCAAUAUAUAUGACUCAAUCUUUUUGAACGAGUAGUUUGAUUAUUUCAUUGUUUAAUUUAUAUCCCUCUCUGCUCUGCUUCAUUUCAACCAAGCCUAUUUCAUUCUUCUAUUUCUUUCCUUCUUUUUUCUUCUGCUGCAAGAAUGAAACCUCUGUUUCAUUCAUCUUCUUUUUGCUUUUUCUCUUUGUCACUUUUGAUGAUCUUCAUCAUAAAUAUUCCAACAUGUCUGUGUGAGGGUGAUGAAUAUUACAAAAACUGUAACACCGCUUUUACCUGCGAAGACAACAAAGACCUCAAGUAUCCGUUCUGGGGAGUAAACAGAGAAAGUUAUUGUGGUAGUGUUGCUGAUGGUAUUAAUACGAUGCUUACAUGCGAAGAAGAAGUUUCAAAGAUCACAAUCAAUAACCUUAAAUACCGUAUUCUUGAUUGGGACAAUACAACACAGAAACUCACUGUUGCUAGGGACGAUUACUGGAGUGGUAAUGUUUGUGAUGUGAAUACUAAUAUCGAGAGCAGCACAUUUGAUAACACUCAAUUUCAACGUUACAGUAAUGAUGUUGCUAACGUAACUCUCUUAUAUGGUUGCAAUGUUGGAGUUGUGACUCCGUUUUAUGAUAUUGGCUGUGGCGGAAGUGAAAAUGUUGUCUACACCGUUGUUUAUUCUGCUCCAUUCUCUGCCUUCUGCACUCCGACUAGUACGGUGGUAAUUCCGAUUUUUGGAACCCAAGCUGUACAACUGGGAACUGGCAACGGAAUACUGAGCGAGGCAUUAAAAGAUGGUUUUGAGUUGAGAUGGAUUGGAAAUUACACGGAGUGCCGGAGUUGUGUUACUUCUGGUGGAGCGUGUGGGAAUGAUGGAGGUAAUCAAUUCAGAUGUUUCUGCAAUGAUGGAGCUCAUGCAACUUCAUGUCAUUCAUCAUUGCUCCCAUCCACAAGUAUUUCUUCAUUUGAUUGCGCAAAUCUAGAAAACUUGACAUAUCCUUUCUGGAGAUCGAGUAGGCCGCAGUACUGCGGCCACCCGAAUUUUGAGCUACAAUGCAAAGAUGAAUUUGCAACCAUUACCAUUAUGUCACAAAAUUAUAGAAUUCUCGAAGUAGUUGAUUCUGUUCAUAGACUCAAAGUUGUAAGAGCUGAUUAUUGGAACAACGUUUGUCCAACCAAUCCUAAGAACACAACUUUAGGUCGCAAUUUCUUCGAUUAUGGUUCGGAUUCCCGGAACCUGACGCUCUACUAUGAUUGUUCUUACACUCCAUUUCCUCUACCAGAUAGUUUUUCUCCCCAGUUUAACUGUAGUAGAAAUGGAAUUCAAAUGGUUAACUAUUUUUUGUUGGAGAGUAAUCUUGAGAACGGCAAGGGUUCGGUUUCUGAAUCAAUUGGAACAUGCAAAUAUAGAGUGAUUGUUCCAGUUUUGGAGUCAGAAGCUGAAAAGGUAGUGACAAAUUCAAGUGUGGAGAAUUUAAAGGGUGCUAUUGAUAAUGGUUUUGAAGUGGAAUGGAAUGCGAAUAAUAGUUUGUGUCAUGAGUGUCAAAGCUCUAGUGGACACUGUGGUUAUGAUCCAAGCUCAAAGGAUUUCACAUGCUUUUGUAAAGAUGGAUCAUUUCCACAUUCAUGUAGAUCAGGACAACAAACUAUGUUGUCCUUGUCCCUCCCCUCUCCUGUCACCACCACCACCAUCAUCAUCUUCUUCAUCUUCUCUCUUCACUAUACAACUUCCUUACCCUCUCAUGCAUCACUCUCUAGCUGCAACAACACCACCUUCAACUGUGGAACCAUAACCAACCUUUCCUACCCUUUCACCGGCGGCGACCGUCCUUCCUUCUGCGGGCCACCACAGUUUCACUUGAACUGCAAAAACAAUGUUCCAGAGUUGAACAUUUCUUCAUUGAGUUACCGAGUUCUUCAAAUCAACUCAGUAACUCAUUCUCUCACGUUAGCUAGAUUAGACCUUUGGAACGAAACAUGUACCCAAAAUUAUAUUAACUCGACUUUUGAUGGAACUAGCUUUAGCUACGGUUCGGGAAACCGUAACCUUACUUUGUUUUAUGGGUGCAAACCCACUUCAGAAUUUACCAAAGUGCCGCAGAAUUUGUUUUACUGUGAAAACAAUGGGUAUAAGAAUAAUUCAUAUUCUUUGAUUGGUCCAUUUCCUUUGGACCCGGUUCUUAGAUUUGUUGAAUGUGAUGAAGUUGUUGGUGUGCCAAUUCUUGUAGAGCAGGCUAGUAGGUUUGUAGGAAAUCGUUCUUUGCUUAGGGAGGUUUUGAUGAAAGGGUUUAAUGUGAAUUAUAGCAAUCCUUUUGAUGAUGAUUGUUUUGAAUGUAUUGAUUCUGGUGGCCAACAAUGUGGAUUUGAUUCUGAUGAUAAUGAAUCCAUUUGUAUAUGUGGUAAUGAGUUGUGUCCUUCAGGUAAUAGCUCUAGCAAGGGCGCUCUAAUAGGUGGCGCAGUUGCAGGAGUUGCAGCCCUUGUUUGCAUUCUUGGCUUUGCAUGCUUAGUGGUGCGGAGAAGAAAGAAAAAUGUUGAGAAAUCUAGAAGCAGGGUCCUCUUUAUGCCUCCUUCAAGCAGUGACAUUGGCACUGGCACUGGCACUCUAACCUCCACUACUAAUUCGUCUCAGAGCAUUCCUUCUUACCCCUCUUCCAAAUCGGACGCAAUGCCGAAGAGUUUCUACUUUGGUGUUCAGGUGUUUACCUAUGAUGAGCUAGAAGAAGCUACCAACAAUUUCGACGCCUCUAAAGAACUUGGAGAUGGAGGUUUUGGCACAGUUUACAAAGGUGAUCUCAAAGAUGGACGCGUGGUUGCAGUGAAACGCCAUUACGAAAGCAAUUUUAAGCUUGUGGCGCAGUUCAUGAAUGAAGUUGAGAUUCUAGCGAAGUUAAGGCAUAAGAACCUUGUUACACUCUAUGGAUGCUCCUCUAAACACAGCAGAGAGCUUCUCCUUGUUUAUGAAUACAUACCAAAUGGAACAGUAGCUGAUCAUAUUCACGGGAACCAAUCAAGUUCAUGUUUGCUUCCUUGGUCUGUAAGAAUGAACAUUGCACUAGAAACAGCUGAAGCACUAGCCUAUCUCCAUGCAUCAGAUGUCAUACACCGCGACGUUAAAUCCAACAACAUCCUCCUAGACGAAAAAUUUCAUGUUAAGGUUGCUGAUUUCGGUCUGUCAAGGUGGCUUCCGAACGAUGUCACGCAUGUAUCAACAGCUCCACAAGGAACACCUGGUUACGUUGAUCCUGAGUAUUAUCAGUGUUACCAACUCACUGAAAAGAGCGAUGUUUACAGCUUUGGCGUAGUCUUAGCCGAGCUUAUAUCGUCGUUACAAGCUGUGGAUAUUACCAGGCACCGCAGCGACGUGAACUUGGCGAAUAUGACUGUCAACAAAAUUCAGAGCCAAGAAUUACAUGAGUUGGUUGACCCGUUUCUUGGAUAUGAAAAAGACAAUGCUGUGAGGAGGAUGACGACCGCAGUCGGUGAAUUGGCGUUUAGAUGUUUGCAGCAGCAAAGAGACAUGAGACCUUCAAUGGACGAGAUUGUGGAGGUAUUGAGAGCAAUCAAGAGUGAUGAACUUGAGACACAGGAAUCAAAAGUUUUGGAUGUUGUUGUUAGAACAGAUGAACUUGUUCUUUUGAAGAAGGGUCCUUAUCCAGCUUCACCAGAUUCUGUUGCUAACAAAUGGGUUAGCGGUUCUUCUACAUCUACUUCUUCAUAGGUUCUAAGAUUUUCCUUUUGUUUUGGUGAGGAUUUUGAUUUUUAGAUGGUAAAAGUAAAAAUUAUGCACUGGUGUCAAUGAGCUAGUUUAGAAGUCAUUUUGGCCUUCAAAUAACUUUUCUAUAAAAGCUUAUACGUUUUUACACUAUCAUGUUUUUGCAUGUAUGCUAAUAAUAUUAGUGGUAAAUUUGGAACAUUAACACUUUUCA